GAGGGAGGAGGAGCUCGGGUUCUAAUUGGCUGAUGGCGCUCCUGGAUCCCGCCCACCCUUCGAUCAGGAGAGUCGCCUCGCGGCUCCGUGUGUGCGCGUGCGCAGUGGCAGCGCGCUUCGUCGAGGCCGGAGGCAUCUGCGGAGGAAGCUGGGCAGAGGAAGAGGAGGAGAGCCGUCCCCAGGAGCCGCGCCGCCUCUGCUUUAGAGGCCCAUGUCUCUGGGAGGCCCCCCCGGAGGCCUCCUGCCGGCCCCUGCACCCCCCGAGAAGCUGCAUCCUUGGCCCGAGCUGUCCUCGCCCCCCCUGGAGGGCCAGGAGCCCCGCCUAGGCCUGGCCAUGCCCGGCCCCCUGGGCUGCCUGGGCCUCCGGCCGGACGAGGAGGAGGGGGCUGCCGGCCCCGAGGCCUCCCGCCGCCGCUUCCGGAGGUUCCGCUACCAGGAGGCCUCUGGCCCCCGUGAGGCCCUGAGCCGCCUGCGGGAGCUCUGCGGGCUCUGGCUGCGGCCCGAGGUCAGCCCCAAAGAGCAGAUCCUGGAGCUGCUGGUCCUCGAGCAGUUCCUGAGCAUCCUUCCCGUGGAGAUCCGCACGUGGGUGCGGGAGCAGGCGCCGCAGAGCGCCGAGGAAGUGGUGGGGCUGGUGGAAGGCCUGCAGAGGAACCCGGCCCGCCUGAUGCACUGGAUCAUGGGCCGCAUUCUGAGCCAGGAAGGCCUCUCGCCGGGAAGCAGAGGCCAGAAGGAGGACGAGGCCCGGCCUCCGCCCGACGCCACAGAAGAAACUUCCCUGGGCAUCAAAGAGGAGCCCAGCGGGCCUCAGGACACCACUGCCCCCACUGCCCAGACUCCUGCCCGACGACCGGAAGGGAAUGGCCACGCCGACACGGAGAGGGCAGCCUCCUCCCUGCCUUCGGGAUCCCAGGAGGAGUGGGGCCUGCUGGACCCCUCGCAGAAGGAGCUGUACUGGGACGUCAUGCUCGAGAAGUACGGCUCGGUGGUGUCCUUAGGAGGAAGGGGCCAGAAGCCCAGGGAGUGUCCUUCCAGGGAUGCUGCCAGGCCCCAGGCAUCUCCGCACCCAGUUCCCCGACAAGGCCAGGGAGCCGGGCCAGGAGCCAGUUCAGGGAGAGGCCUUUGGCCUGUGGCUGACCCAGGAAGCCCCGGAAGGAAAGGCAAAGCCCCGUCGGCAGCGGCAGGGGCCUGUGGAGGCGGGGUGGCCCUGCAGGGCCCCCCGGAGCAGGUGUCCCCGUGGACGGACAGGGACAAAGGCUUCUUUCCAGGCCCCGGCCCGGGCGCUCGGGAGAAGCCCUACCUGUGUGACGAGUGCGGGAAGGGCUUCGACUGGAAGUCCGUGUUUGUCAUCCACCAGAGGUCGCACGCGGGCCCGCGGGAGGAGAGGAGGGAGCCCCGGGCCGGGGCCGGCGGUGGGGGCCAGUGCGGCCAGGCCGUCCGGGAGCUGGCCCUGCUGCGCAACCACCGGCACAGCCACUCGGGCGGCGACAAGAGCUACCAGUGCCCCGAGUGCGGGAGGGGCUUCAACUGGAAGUCCCAGCUAGUCAUCCACAAGAAGGCCCACGCGGGGGGCGACAAGCAGCACCCGUGCGCCGAGUGCAGGGGCAGCUCCGACUGGAAGUCGCAGCUGGUCAUCCACAAGAAGGCCCACCCGAGGGGGGAUGCCCUGUAGGUAAUAAACCCCUUGGCGCCUUUC
This is a messenger RNA of Monodelphis domestica (gray short-tailed opossum), 1693 nucleotides long. It is a transcript of the gene ZNF446, whose product is annotated as zinc finger protein 446. The record is from RefSeq and is a predicted model, not a curated record. Gene Ontology annotation, biological process: regulation of DNA-templated transcription. NCBI's taxonomy places the organism in Eukaryota, Metazoa, Chordata, Mammalia, Didelphimorphia, Didelphidae.